Messenger RNA from Babesia microti strain RI, 9096 nucleotides. Its product is annotated as cysteine repeat modular protein 3 (CRMP3). The transcript has 13 exons. The record is from RefSeq and is a predicted model, not a curated record. NCBI's taxonomy places the organism in Eukaryota, Apicomplexa, Aconoidasida, Piroplasmida, Babesiidae. The coding region runs from base 1 to 9096 and encodes 3031 amino acids.
AUGCUUUGUAAAAUAUCAGAUUUUUUUCAGUUUGAAGACAGCAUCGCUAAUUACACGGUUUAUAUACAGCCAGUGAUCAUUCAAAGUUGCUCAACAAAUGAAUCACUAAUACCGCUGAAGAGGGAUGGAUUUGAGUAUUACUUGGACCAGAGUAUAAAUACAUACACCUUUAAUAUAUGUCUAAAAUACAAAGAAGACCCCUUGGAGCAUGUUGGAAUUAUCACCUACUUGGGCUUCAUAAGCCCUGUAUCAGUACCAUUGCUGGCUCAAGGAGAUCGUUGGCUUUUGGAUUACCUAGUGUCUCUUCCACUGGGCAGCAAUCCAGGCCAGUCUCCCAUGUACAGUGUUGUAGCGCUGAAGGUUGGGGGUAAUUGCGAAGGGUCUGUUAUUGGCCAGGGCAAGCUGGUACAAAAGCAGUACAGCCAAGAAUUACCAAUCCUUUCUUUCAACUCAGGAAACCACUUAAUCACAUAUGCGCCUGUUGCAAGCUUUUGUAGUUGUCCAUUUGUUGGUGAAUGCAAAUUAAUGAGUCACUACACAAAUUUCUUGACCAAGGCUUCUAUCAAAGGUCCCCAUUCAAUUAGCAUAAUAACGGAUUGUGUUUAUGGCAGGCGCUGUCAAAUUCAGGUGGCGGGGAAUUAUGAAAUAAUCACAGGGGUAUUUAGUGCCGCUUACCAGUGCAAAGGCGAUAUCCCAAUCACCAAUGAUCAGAAACCUGGCGUUUUUGUUUUCCCCGAUUCGGCAUAUAUUUCCGGCCAGGCAACCAACCAGUUACAGCUUUGCUGGCAGGUGAAAACCCCUCACAAUGGUGUCCCUAUAUCAAUAGGCACAAUUUACGCCCACUACCUGUAUGCUGGAAAUAUAAUCGUUGUGCCAUUUGGCGAGCAGAUAUUGCUGAAUUCAAGAUUUAACAUAUGUACGGAUGGCACGCUGCUCCUCUUUGAGAAACUGCCGGGUAAUAGUGACUGGAAACUGGUGUCUAAGCUUGUGGAUGACGAUGCAUUGUCAAUCGAUUAUAACUUUUCGUCAGAUUGUCAGUACGAGCUAAGAUACUGUAAUAAUUGCGACGAGCACAUUAAUUGCAUCGACGAGUCCAGGGACUCAAACGCAUUGAUACACAGUGUAAUAAUGAGGGGCGUGUCAAAUUACACUAAUUUUACCUGCAUUUUGGGCGCAAUAUGCAAGAUUAUGCUGCCCAUAAUAAACCAAGCAACAGGUGCGAAGGAUGGUACCAAUAAUUUUGGCAACAUAUUGGUGAGCCAGGAGUGCGGUAGUAUUCUUAGACAAAUGAAGUUUAUCAACAAUUAUGGUUUACUUUCCGCAUCACGAGUAAGUGUAAGCGAGGGUAGUCUGGUUGCAGAGUACUUGGUGUCCAGUAAGAAGGUCCCUAAUCACGCUGCAUCGCAUUUACUUCAUAUUUGUUACUGUAAUAGAGAGUUAACUGCGUGUAGGCUGAGUGACUACACGAUACAAGUGGGUACAUUAUUUUUCAGAGAUGCCACGAUGCAGGAGUGUUGGACAGGCAAUUCAUGUGUUUUUUCUGCCGCGGGUAGUUUGGCCCAGGAGAGGAUUUCCCUUCGUCACGCAUGCCACAUACCCAAUUCAGAAGUAGGUUUUGUUGGGAGAGAGAAAUAUGCCAGAUUUAUCGAGGCCUAUACCGUGAAUGGGCAGACGAGAAGUAGAUUUGAAGCCAAGCUUUCUGGGGAUUUGAUGAACAGUAGUGUGUUAAAAAUAUGCGGAGUUGAAUCAGGCACUGUUUUUGGCGAGAUUUCAAUAAAAUCUCUCUCAUUGGUACCGAAUAGGAUCUUUGUAGAUUCAUAUCAACGAGUUACAUUCAAGACAACUGAACUUGUCAUUGGCAGGCAGGUGCUGCUAAUAACAAACGGAGGCAGGAAUAAAUCAAUGCUUGAAUUUAACGACAGCAAUUUCACCAUGUCCUUAGACAUGUCAUCAGGUGUUUAUAGUCUUUUUUGGUGCUACGCGGGUAGUUUUUCCAGUUGCAACAGAGAAGGCGAUUUCAGACUAAAAAUAGCAACAAUAUAUAUUUCAGGGCUAUCACCCACCCAGAGAAGGAUAAAGUGUAGGAGUGGCGUAGAUUGCGUCGCUAGUAUGAGCGUUGUAAAAUAUUUUACCAAAGUCAACACGUUUAUUGUGGACCAAAUAAAUUCAUUUGGCAUAGUAGCCAGUGUGGACGACUGCACGAAAGGGCCCCCGGAGAGUAAAUUUAUUUUCCAUCCCACUGGGAAGAAGGAUUUGAAGAUUAAUGAGCAAAACAAUGACAUAUUAUAUCUUUCGUAUACCAUGGAAUUCGUUGGCAAAUUCCCGUCUAACGUAAUACCUAAUAACUACAAAGUUUGUAUUAGUAGGCCCCCCGACUAUUCCCUGGUCUCUGGCAUCUAUAUCACGCUUCAAGGUGUUGUUUACUCCCGUAGCCCAAUACUAAUCGACUCCGGAAGGUCGUUCAAUUUGAGCAUUCGCGGCUACAAGACGCCAAACACUAUAUUUGGGUUUUUUUCCGAUAAAAGCUAUGGGUGUAGCAGGAUUCCGGAUAGCCAGCUGAAGAUAAAUAUGAGCCCAAAACCUGCCCUGAGCUACCCAGCCCUGGGCCUGGUUCACUACAUUUGGAGUGAAGUGUCUAUUAAAUUUGUGAUGAACAAAUUUGAGGGGAGGCUUUACCUGUGCCUCUGCUGGCAGAAUGACUGCAAAAACGAUGCAGGCUACGCACAAUCUGGAGUUGAGGUCGUAAUUGCAGGCCCCAAGUAUGAUGCAAAUCCGAGGCGUAUGAUUGCAUCAGAAGAGGUAGAACUUAGCCUGGACACCGGCUACCCAGUUGUAAUGUCUGCCGUGUUGCUCAAGAGCUCCAAAAGUAUCGGCUUCCAAAAGAUCCAGUAUUACACAGGGUACGCGAGGCACGAGGUGGAAAACCUGUUACAUUUAAGAUUAAAUGAGCGAAAGCGCAUGUUUCCCCCGGGGUAUAACGCCGGACUGGGGGGAAACUUGUCUUUACCCGCCUCCGCGGCGGCCAAGUACCGGCUGAAAGCGACACAAGUGUUUGGCAACGGCACGUUGUAUUACUGCAGUGGAUACCAGUGCAACUCGUUGGAGGACUUUGACACUCCACUCUUUCAAGUACUUGUCGAAGGCCCUAAGUUCAAGCGCUAUAUGGCAUCUAUGGACGCGCUAUCAAUAGUAAAUGUCAGCAGCACAAGCGCAAGCAGUUAUUUUGAUAAAUUUCAGAUCGUGUACGAUGAUUUUGAUUGCAAUCGUGCGUUAUUUCACAAUGGCACAAUAGUUUCUAACACAAUGAAUUACCUGCAGGCCAGAGACUACCGACACAUAUUUCAACUAACGCUGAGAAAUGAAUUUAGAUACACACCCUUGGGCGUGAAUUCUUUGGGAUUGGCAAUUUACACUAGCAAUUCUACCACCCGAUCGUUCAAGAUCUGCUAUUGCCUUUUCAGAGCCAAACUAAGGUGCAACAUGGCGUCUGACUUCUCCACAAACGCUGGGCUAAUAACGCCCCUUUAUGGCCUUGACAGCCACAAAGCUAGUGUCCAUGGAGGGAAGCAUCUCUGCGAGAAAGAUCCGGAGAGUAAAUACACCAUAACAGGAGUUAUAGGGGGAAGCAAUAUGAUGCCAGGGGUUCCGAUGGGCAAUUUUUAUCUGACUGAGGACGAGUUGGAGCAGUUCAUGGUCAGUUACUUUUCUAGCAUUCACAAGGGCUACGCGUUGAAGUACAGAGUGGAGAUAGCAGACGCGGCCCACACAGGCGGGGGAAAGAAGCUGAAUAUCAAUAGGACAGGAAUUUACCCAAAUCAGCAGAUGUUUUUGAUAGCAGAAUCGCCUAAUCUGCUCAUAAUUCAUGGCCACGGACUUAACCAGACUGACAACGUGUCGCUGAUGAUAGUCUCUUCCAGCCAGUCAUGCAAAAAUCAAAUUGACAGCGCUACGGCGCAUACGCACUUUUCCAGCUACCGUAAAACGCCCACUAGGAUAGAGUACCACGACGUGGUGCUCCCAAAGAUUGGCUACUACAGGGUCUGCUUGUUGUCUGCAGUAGAGAAGGGGAGGGGGGAGGGAUGGUUGGAAGUCGGAAUUGCGGAGGUUAAGAACUUUUACAGAGUACCCCUGAACGAAAAUGCCAAUGGUCCUGGCGAGAAGGACGCUCUGAGUAGGGGCAAAAGGGAAUUCAGCUGCAUGGGCCAUAAGGGCAUCUACACCUAUGAUGGAAGCGGGCUCUACUAUCGUAUGAUAUUAAAAAAUAAGCUCUCUCCGCUUCCCAUAGACCUACAACUACCCGUUUCUCCAAAUUUGCGCUUGUGUUGUACAGUGGCCCGCCUAUCCGAGAACCCGCCAGGCGGAGGUUUGGGAGAAAAUCAGACGGAGUUACUGCUGAUUUUGGACGAACAUUCUAUCACCCUCGCAAUGGUGUCUAACGGAAUACUGGUAAAGCAGCCCAAUGAAUAUAUUCACAGGGUGAGCUCUCCGCUGCAUAUCCAGGCGCUGGAUGACUUGGUGCUAAUUUCCAGCAGCGAAGGGCUCUUCUUGGGCGACAUCAGUCGCCCGGAGCCGAUGCAGCAUAUCAGCAUGGCCUUUAUCAGUUCCUUCAGCAUCAUACCCAAACCAGGCACUAGGGGAGGAACGGGCAAAGCAGAGUACUACCUCUACGUAAUAGAGGCAGGCAUUUUGUACAACUACUUAAUGAAGGACGGGCAACUGACUCCAGUUGGUAAAUACAUAAACCUAUCCCUCCCACUCAGCGUACUGUCAAUAUUGGUAUCCGGAACGGCACUGACGUUUGUGGGCGAGAGGUCUACCGGGCGGGUGAUAGCGCUGGAGGGCGUGGAGGGCGACCUACGCCUCUACAAGGAGAUUGACUCGGUGGGUAUAGUAACAGGCGUAGAUAUCCUUGGGGGGUUUUUGGCGAUUACCAGUACGCAGCAGACGCAGUACGGGCUGGAGAAGUUCACCAUACUGAGGCAGCUAGGUUCUCUCACCAGAAUAGAGUUCGACUAUCCCAUCCCACAGACGCUGCAGAGUGGGCAGAGAUACUUGUUCAAGCCUAUAAUAGGCGGAGAUGCAAUAGAUUUUAUCACUGAGGAUACUAGCGGAGGGGGUUCGACGUACGGACUGGAGAUAGACCCCAAGACCUUCGCCCUGGGCGGAGUGUUGAUGGCGGCGGGCACGAAUACGCUUUACCUCGUGGGCGGCAAUUUAUUCGGACGCGUCUACCGGUCUUUUACAUUUAUAGCUACAUGCAGUUCCGGGUUUGGAUGGUCGGAGCGGCUGGGCGUCUGCGUGGAGUGUCCGAUUGGCAGCUACCGGGGGAGCGAGCCCAUAUCGGCGUGCAUUCAGUGCGAGACAGUGAAGGGCAAUUCAACAACGCUCUACAUUGGGUCAACCAGCCCCUUGGACUGCGUUUGUGACCCUGGGUACUACCAAACUGGGGGUAACGGGGGUUCAGCCCCCACAUGUUCAGAGUGCGAGGAGGGCAAAUUCAAAGACGCAGCAGGCGACGCAGCGUGCAUUCAAACAUGCCCAAAGAACAUGUCUAGCACUCGUAGUGGCGCUAAGACGCUAAGCGAUUUGGCAUGUCAGUGCGUGCCGGGAUUUUACCUUCGCGCCUCAGCAAAAUAUGGGGAUAUUUGCCAGACCUGUGAAGUGGGGUUUUAUUGUGAGGGCGGCUCGGCAGGGCCGGUGAGGUGCCCGCCCAACAUGACAACAGUGUCUCAGGGGGCGCCCAGCGCUGUAUACUGUCUCUGUUCGCUCGGGUACGAGGUGGCCACGGGUCCGACGGGGCGCCAGAUAGGGUGUACCGAGUGCAGGAAAUCACACUAUAAGUCGCAAGUUGGUAACGUGCGGUGCAAUUUGUGCCUUAAGGAUGGAAUGGUUAGUGAUGCUGUUGAAAUGCAAAUGCGGUGGUACAAUAUGCUGCUGUUUUCCGAGAGGGUGGGCAGCGUGGACGCCAAGGAGUGCAGGUUUUGCGUUUCCGGGUACUACUACGAGUCAAAGAGAUGCUCCGUGUGCCCCAUCACCAGCUACUGCCCAGGCCUCGCCUCGGGGCCCACGUUUUGUGGGCAAAAUUCCAGCGCCAGGGAUUUUAGGGCCACCGAUUCCAUCCACUGCAGGUGCCACAAGUCGUUCUCAUACUUGGCGAGGUCACCCCUGGACAAUUCAAUAGUCUGCAAGUCCUGCCCAUCAAACUGGAACUAUUCCACCGACUUUCCGCGCGUCCCGCUAUUCGCAGAGGUCUCUCGGUCCGUGGGGGUGGCGUGGUAUAACUCGCCCGGGUACCACCUGCCGGGGGCGGGCGGGCUCUGGAGGGCGGGACCCGACGGGCCCCGCGAGCUGUCCUGCGUGGUCUCGCCAGGUUAUACCGCGCUAGAGGCGCAGGGCAGACAGUUUUGGGGGUGGUAUGAGACCUCGAUUUACCGUGAAAGCCCCGCGCUCUGCGCCAAGAGCUGCGAGGAGUUUCAGUUCUGCAGGGGAUUUUUUUUCUCCGGCGACGACGCCAAGUACGCAAGCGUCGUCCACACAAGCGAGGGCGCGACAAAGAUCUACCACUACCGCUGCAGGCUUUUCAUGUACGCCUUUGUAGGGCCCGAGGGCGGGGGGGAGGGAGUUAGAAAGGGCUGGCUAGGGGGUGGACUCGAGGCUGUGCCCGAGUACAUUGGGCUGCCCGUGGCUUGCGAAGUGUCUUGGUCGCGCGGCUCGGAAGUCAUGCUGCCUGUUCCCUGCCCCGCCCGCCAUUACUGCCCGGGCGCCUCGGCGCCACUUCCCUGCCCCGCCAACUCCACGACCCUUCCGCCCUACUACAGCAAGUCGAUAUCGGACUGCCUCUGCCUGCGGGGCUUCCAGGGGGUCAGGGACAGGGAGCAGAUGGAGUGCGUGCCGUGCCCGCAGGGCUACUACAAGGGCGCCGUGGGUAAUGAGCUUUGCGACAAGUGCCCCGACCUCCUCACCACGUUCCAGACCGGUUCCCCGGGCCCCCACGCCUGCGCCUGUCUCCCCGGCUAUUACGCCACGGCAUCCGGGGCGGCAGCGUCCCGGGUCUUCAGGUGCGCAGAGUGCCUGGACGGGAGCUACUGCGAGGGGGGGUUUUCCUCGCCCUUUGCGGCGUUGGGAGACGUGGGAGACGUGGGAGGCGUAUCCGACCAGUUGUUACCCUCCCAUUCGACGGCCAAAAACUGCCCCAGCGGCUCUGAAAUACUCCCCUCCGUGCACAUGGCCACGAGCGCCAAGCAGUGCGUCUGUCUCAGGGGGUACGAACUGCUCCCCUCGCUGCUCCCCUCCCCGAGGUGCGAAAAGUGCUUCCCCGGUAGCUACAAAGAGUACCACGACAACAGCAGUUGCGCGGGGCGCUGUCCGCAGUCCGCUAUGAGCUUUUUCGGGGCUAUGGCAAAGUCCCAGUGCUUCUGCCAAUACGGGCUGUACAUGAGGCUGGGCUCCGGCAGCGACUACGGGACCUUCACUGGGGAGUGCACCAAGUGCCCAGUGGGCGCCCUCUGCCCCGGCGGGCUGAGCGGCUGGUUCGUAGAUAAGCUGAGCAGGGACGGCUCCUUCACGGAAAUCCCCUUCUCCGCCCACGUGCGGCCCAUUGCGCUCCCCGGUUUCUGGACGCACUUUGCCGACGACGGUACCCGCUCAUUCCACCCCUGCUCCAACAUCAAGGCCUGCAUAGGCGGGCUGGACAGGUGCGAAAGGGGCUCCGAGGGGUACCUCUGCGACGCCUGCUCCCGCGGGUACUUCAAGCAGUCCUUCGGCACGGGCUGCAGCAGGUGGCCCGGGUGGCGCAGACAGAUCGUCCACGCCAUGCUAGUGACCGUCCUAAAGGGCACCGCCGCGGUGGCUAUCUCGCGCUACUCAAAGGGCGGGGUGCUACGCAUACUCUACUACUCGACGCUGGCGCUAGUGUUCAACUGCAAAAAUCUGGACAGUCCCGUCGUCCGCCUGCUUUGGACCUGCGCGAGCCACUCCUUCUCCUGGCCCACGGCCCAGCCCCUCCCCGCAAGCCCCCUCACCGCCCUUAUCAUACCCGCGGCGGAGUGCCUGCUGACCUACCCCUUCCCGAGAAUGAGGGGCGUGAUGAUGCUCAUCAACCUGCCGGGCGCGGCUCUGGCCCUGGGACAAAUGGUACCCUGCGCGCCCAGCCCCCUGCACCGGGCCUCGGUGCACGUGCACCGGCCCUCCCUGCCCUGCAGCCUGAGAACGCAGCUCCUGCACGCACUCGCGUUUGCAGCCCUGCUCAUCGCGUACCACUUCAGCACCAGGGGGCCGGGGUUCUUCACGGAGGGGGCGCGCAGGGCCAGCUGGCACGCCCUGGCCACCGCGCGCCUCGUCGCGCUGCUCCUCGCGUCCCUAGUGCGCCUAACCAUUCACCCCUUCCCGCGCCUGGGCCUGGCUGGACUGCGCGUGCACCCUGGCACGGCGUACUUUGCGAUUGAACUGCUUUGGACGCUCCUCUACUUCUACCUGAUGCCCUACGCGCCCACUGACCCGCUCGCGGGCUCGGCCGCGGGGGACUGCGACGCCAUGGAGCGUGCGGGGAUACUGGGCAACAUCGCAACGGCGUCCGUGCUGCAGGCUUCGAUGUACUAUGACAUCAAGUACAUAGACCACCUGCCCGCCGCCGCGCUGGCCCUCAAGGUCGCCGCGCUGCUGCGGCGCGUCUUCGCCCCCAGCUCGUGCCUGACCCUAUCUGUCUCCGCGCCUGCGGGGCAUGAUAUUAUUUGCAUUGCCGGCCGCCACAGUCUCGCCCGCUCCCCCACCCCGGCCCCAGACGGGCUCGUAUACGCGGACCAUAUACACUUUGCAGCCGCGGAACCCCGGCAGGGGCAGGGGGAGUGCCAGGGAGAGUGCCAGGUGGAAUGCCAGGGGGAGUGGCAAGGGAAGCUGACGAGGGGGGACGAGCGGUACGUGGCCUGCGCGGAGGAGGACGUGGAUGGGAGGCUGACGAUCAGGCGCCUCCAGCUGGACGUGUCCGGCGUGGCCGAUGAAGACGAACUUAUAGUCGAAAUUAUCCGGCUGCUGAAAUUGACCGAGGGAACGAGGAGCAUGCGAUGGAGCGAUGACGUCCUGGACUUUUCCCUUAAAUAG